Messenger RNA from Mollisia scopiformis, 2227 nucleotides. Its product is annotated as AAT family amino acid transporter, variant. Gene Ontology annotation, molecular function: amino acid transmembrane transporter activity. NCBI's taxonomy places the organism in Eukaryota, Fungi, Ascomycota, Leotiomycetes, Helotiales, Mollisiaceae. The record is from RefSeq and is a predicted model, not a curated record. The transcript is spliced from 8 exons. Gene Ontology annotation, cellular component: membrane. Gene Ontology annotation, biological process: amino acid transmembrane transport. The coding region runs from base 495 to 2117 and encodes 540 amino acids.
GACGGUUCCCAAUUACGAGAUCUCAAACUUCUCGAGCGUGAUUCAAUGGCUUCCCAUUGCGAGUUCUCAGAGUUCUAGAGCGUGAUUAGAAUUCUACGUGAUUGGUCGUGCUUCUUCGCUCUGGAUAUCAUAUCGUGGAUCACUUCUCUAUCUAGCCGGGGAUGGUCGCGAAUAACUUCCAGACAGAGUAUCGACCGUCCCAGAGCUUUCGAGGCUCCGGAGCAAUCCGCGAGUCUGGUAUCCAUACACGUUUAUCUCCUGCUAACACAUCUAGACUUCUGAUGCGCUGCGGCGUUAUCUCUGUUAUCAUCGGAAAACUCCAGUUGCACGUGGCGAGCACCUAGUACGAGCAGGCAUUGACGGGCAACAAUAGUGGGCUUAGCCGAUCUGUGCGAACUCUGAUAAGAGAGAUAGAUAUAUACACACAUCCUGGACACUGAUCUGACCCAAUCUAGAUUCUUGUUCUCGUCGCCAAUUGUGAGAACUCGUUCAAGAUGUCGAAGGAAUUCGAAGCUGGAGGCUCGACAUCGUCGGGAAAGGACGUCUCCAUCGAGAAAAAUGUGCCAAUUGAGACGACGGAACAGACCGAUGUUCAGAAUGGCAUUAUUCUUGAAGAUGGGUUGCGGAGAGGUCUGUUGGGUCGACAUGUUACGUUGAUCUCAUUGGCAAGUGUCAUCGGUGCGAGUUGUUUCUAUGGAUUUGGUUAUGCGCUUUAUCUCUCUGGUCCGCUGGGAGCAUUGAUUGGCUUCGGAAUUAUUGGCUUCAUGGUUUGGGCAUUGAUGCAGAGUAUUGGUGAAGUCACAACGGCUUUCCCAAUUGCGGGCGGCUUUAUCGAGCAAGCAAAUCGAUUUGUCGACCCCGCAUUCUCCUUCUCAAUGGCUUGGAUGUACUACUUUAUGUGGAGUGUCUUCCUGGGAAGUGAAUGGAAUGGCGCAAUUCUCAUCCUUCAAUACUGGGUCCCCGACGAGAAGAUGCCUAUGUGGGCGUGGGUUCUCAUCUUCUGGGGCUUCUUCUCAGUGCUAUCAACGCUUGGCAUAGUGGUCUAUGGUGAGCUGGAAUACUAUCUUGGGUGGUUCAAGAUUAUCUCGCUUGCUGUCUGCUUCUUCAUCUCCUUCUUGGUUAAUGUUGGAGCUUUUGGAAAUGGAUAUAUCGGGUUCCGUUAUUGGACGCCGCCGGAAGGUCCUGUUGUGAAUGGUAUCAACGGAUUCGGUCAAGUCUUCGUUCUCGCUUCAGCAUACUACGUUGGAACGGAGAUUAUUUCCCUCGCGGCAGGAGAGACGAAAGAUCCAAGGAAAUCUAUUCCAAGAGGUGUCAACACCGUCGUUUACCGCAUCCUUUUCGUCUACAUGGGUAUCAUCUUCUUCCAAGGAAUCAUCUGUUCAUCCGAUUCUCCUCUCCUGCUCAACGCAACCUCCAAAACCGCUUCGUCACCUUUCACCAUCGCCUUCCAGAAUGCAGGCUGGAAAUCUUCAGCUGAUUUUGUAAAUGUGCUGAUCAUCAUCGCUUUCAUCUCUGCUGGGAAUGGCUGUAUCUAUGUACAGUCUCGAGCUCUGUACUCCUUGGCACUGACAGGGCGUGCGCCAAAGUUCUUCGCCAUCACUUCGAAGAAAGGAGUUCCAUACGUCUCCAUCCUCACGUCAUGCACGUGGGGCCUCCUCGCACUCAUGAAUCUCAAAGUCACAGCAGGCCAAGUCUUCGCUUACAUGACCUCCGUCGGUGGCUCAGCAGCCUAUAUCGCCUGGGCAGGAAUCGUCUUCACUCACCUCCGCGUUCGAAAAGGGAUGGACAAACAAGGCAUCUCUCAAUCGAGCUAUCCUUUCAAAGCCUGGGGGACAAUUUGGAUUUACAGAUUUAAUUUGUUCUUGAAUAUCUUCAUCUUGCUUAUUCAAGGUUUCACGGCUUUUGAGAAUCCGUUUAAUUGGAGGAAUUUUAUCGCAAGUUAUAUCACCAUUCCAGCUACAAUAUUGUUGUUUGUCGGGUAUAAAUGGUAUCAUAACACGCAUUGGGUGAGGACUAGUGAGAUGGAUUUCUCGGAUCGAUUGGUGAAGCUAGAGGACAAGGAAGAAGAGAAAACUGUGUCGUUUGCUACGAAAAUAAUCUCGAAGUUCCGGCGCUGAAGGUUGUCGUUCAUGUUUGGAGAGGAUCGCCAAGUGAUGUAGAUGGCUUUGUAAGAUCUUAUCUUGAACUUUCACACAGGAAAAUAUAUACACAAGUCUCUUGAAUGUGU